Molecule: messenger RNA, 4011 nt
Organism: Sinocyclocheilus rhinocerous
Lineage: Eukaryota; Metazoa; Chordata; Actinopteri; Cypriniformes; Cyprinidae
Product: RNA-binding protein 47-like
Exons: 6
Coding region: 758-2572 (604 amino acids)
Molecular function (GO): RNA binding
Source: RefSeq, a predicted model, not a curated record
GUUUGCAACAUGCACUCAAGCACACACGCAAACACAAACCCAUCUGCGAAUCAAUGAUUUCCACCUUAUCAAAGUAACUAAAGCAAAGUAAAACACCCUGCAACGUGUAAGUACCUGUUUCUUAGGAACAGGAAUGAGAAGAUUUCACAGACCUUUCUAGGUUUGAAUGUGCAUGAGGGCCGCUGAGCUUCCAACUGUUUGUCUUGAAAUGUUUUUGAAUGCAGGAAUGCAGGAAUUCAGGAAAUUGAUUUCAGGUUAGACUGAACAGUUUUCAGUCAGUUGCCACCUAUAAUGAACUUUUGCUCAGUCAAUGGACAACCUGAUUCACAGCCCACCGCACACAGUCACGCUCCUGCACAGACAUCUCGUUUGCUCCCAGAAAAACGGGAGAGAAGGGUUCUUGGGUGUGACAAGGAAAAGGAAGAAAGAAAGAAAGCAAUACAGGAGAGAGGUGUAGGAGGGGGCACCAUUGCUCUGCCCCACCCCUCACAUGCACUGAGUAAACACUCUUUUACCAACUGCACCUCCAAUCACACACUCUGCUCCUCUACCCCACAGACGGUGUGUGUGAGAGCGAGAGAGUGACUGAGAGAGAGAAGAGGGUAACCGCUGACGCCAGACAGACAGAAAGCCUGAGUGUGUGUGUGUGUGUGUGUGUGACUGUGUGAAUGGUACACACACCAGCUACACUGCCACUCGAACACAUCCAUUCACCUGAAAAAGCAGACUCCAAUCCUGAUUGGAUGCUUAUCUCAGAAUGACAGCAGAAGACUCCGCCUCUGCCGUUGCUAUGAGUAACCCUAGCCCUUCCUCCUCUUCUAAGGCCUCCUCUGGGCAUCCGCAGCAUCACAACGCCAUCCCUGAGGGAGUGGCUGGGGCCCCCAAUGAAGCUGCGCUUAUGGCCUUGAUGGAGCAGUCAGGUUAUGGUAUGGUGCAAGAAAAUGGACAGCGCAAAUAUGGCCCGCCACCAGGCUGGCAAGGCCCCUCCCCUCCACGUGGCUGUGAAAUCUUUGUGGGUAAAAUCCCACGUGAUGUUUACGAGGACGAGCUGGUGCCAGUAUUUGAGACUGUUGGACGGAUCUACGAGAUGCGCCUAAUGAUGGAUUUUGACGGGAAGAACCGCGGUUACGCGUUCGUCAUGUUCACGCAGAAGCACGAAGCUAAGCGAGCAGUUCGUGAACUCAAUAACUUCGAAAUUCGUCCAGGAAGGUUGUUAGGUGUGUGCUCUAGUGUAGAUAACUGCCGCCUCUUCAUUGGCGGAAUCCCAAAAACCAAGAAGCGUGAGGAGAUCCUGGAGGAAGUUUCCAAGGUGACGGAGGGGGUGCUGGAUGUGAUUGUGUAUGCGAGUGCUGCGGAUAAGAUGAAGAAUCGUGGCUUUGCCUUUGUAGAGUACGAGUCUCACCGUGCUGCUGCUAUGGCCAGAAGAAAGCUCAUGCCAGGACGAAUUCAGCUCUGGGGUCACCAGAUUGCAGUUGACUGGGCAGAACCUGAGAUUGACGUUGACGAGGACGUCAUGGAAACAGUGAAGAUUCUGUACGUGCGGAACCUGAUGAUAGAGACCAGUGAGGAUAUUCUACGCCAAACCUUCGGCCAGUUCAACCCUGGCUGCGUGGAACGUGUCAAAAAAAUCCGAGACUACGCCUUUGUUCACUUCUCCAGUCGAGAAGAUGCUGUGGUUGCAAUGGACAACCUGAACGGCACAGAGAUCGAAGGUUCCCGUAUUGAAGUGACCCUGGCCAAGCCUGUGGAUAAGGAGCAGUACACCCGCUAUCAGAAAGCAUCGAAGGCAACAGCGGCUCCGACAACUACCGACAACACCCAACAAAGUUACGUGUAUCAGUGUGACCCAUAUACACUCACCUAUUACGGCUAUCCCUACAACACACUCAUUGGGCCCAACCGAGAGUACUUCAUCAAAGCAGGUACUGUAAGAGGCCGUGGCCGUGCUGGGGCCGGUAAUAGGGGCCCAGGGCCCCGCGGCUCAUACCUUGGUGGCUAUUCAGCUGGCCGAGGCAUUUACAGCCGCUACCAUGAAGGAAAGGGCAAAUUGCUGGACAAACCUUACGAGAUCAUGCCCAAUCUAGAGCUGGCAGCUGUGAACCCAGUGGGCAUCAAGCCUGGCACAAUGGCUCUUCCAGCACUCGGCGCUCAGUACCCUGCUGUGUUUUCUGCUGCCCCUGCAACUAAGUUAAUGGAUGAAGGGAAGAUGCACCCAGUGGAGCACCUGAUAAACCCUAUGGCCCUCCAGCAUGACCCCACAGCUGCCUCGGCCACUGCGGCGGUCAUACCUGCAGUCUCCACACCACCGCCUUACCAGGGUCGUUCUAUAACCCCCGUCUAUGCUAUGGCUCACAAUGUCCAGAGGAUCCCGGCUGCAGCUGCCAGUCUGUAUGGAGCCGGCUACAUGCCUAUCGCUACCCAUGCCAACACGGCCAUGCUGGCAGCGCUGCAGAAGAACGCUGCUAUGGCAGCCGCCGCAACCUAUGGAGGGUACGCUGGGUACAUGCCUCAGGCCUUCCCUGCCACUGCCACCUUCCAGAUGCCCAUUCAUGAUGUAUACCAGACCUACUGAGAUACCUGCAGCAUCGAUCACAAUGACUUACAAUUACACACACACCACAUCACCACAGGCCAUCAGACAUUUACACCACAUCUAUGAGGUCUGCUGGUUAAUUGAACCACGGAGAGUGAAACUGACAUGCAACAACUCUUAACACCUUCUGACUCGUGUGAAGCUCCCUGGAAGGCUUUAGAUUAGACGCUGGCAGCAUGGAUGUAGAUUUCAUCUAAAUUAUCUCACAUCUUCAUCAGCCCCUCUGGCCCACAUUUAUUAAUCCAGACGUAUGACCUAGACCAAAACCACUUUUGUAUGAUACUGAUUAGCUUAUCAAGACAGGUAGACUUUUGUGUUAUAUGUUAUGGACUCAAACCCUGCAAUGUGACCAGAACCUCGCCUAUUUUCCCUUUAGAUCCAUAGGAAACAGUCUGUCAGUUCGACUUCCUAAAGGAAUCGACAACUCUUGCUGAUUUCCAAAGCCAUUACACGACUGACUGAAUGAAUGACAACUCAUCACUCAUUUGCAUAUUUGAUCAUUCUGCAGAGGUUUUGUUUAUUAGUUGAUCACCAGUACAGCUGUUGACUGAUUCCGAGUGAUAUGUUCAUAUGAAGUAAUUCCAAAUAAGACUUGCAGAAGCACACCUACUGACAUAUCACCAGCUUCCCCACACACUCCAGCUGAGAGUCGUGAGCCAGAGCAUUCGUGUCACUGCACACUCCUAAUACCACUCCUCUGCAUUCACGGGCACAAGAACGUUGUAGUAUUUGUGGACUUUAAUAAGAACGUAUUUAAUGGCUCUCUAUGCUUUAGUGCAUUUACUUUUGUUUUGUGAAGAAAAACAAAAUUGACAAAAAAACUGUAAAAUGAACAAACAACUGCUGAGCAGGAACUUCAACAACCACAGAAGUAGAAGAUUUGAAGUGUUUCAUGAAAAUGCUGUAUUUUGAGUUUAUAACAUAUACUUUCAAAAUGUGUUGAAGACGUCGGAAUCUUCCGUCCACUGGGUUUCCUGCACACGAGUCUAUAUGCAAAUUCCUGCAUUCGUUUUUUCCUCCUUAACUGUUUAUUUUUAUAUUUAGAUUGUUUUAAGAUUCUACUGUUUAGUUGGUUUGAAGAUGUUGUUUUUAUUGUCUAGAAGAUAUUUUUCUUCUCUUAACUGGAAGAUAGACAAACACUGUUUUCAUUCACAUUCUCAGAGGCAAAAUAAGUGUUCAAGAAAACGGAAACUGGAAAAAGAGAAGUUUUUCAGUCAGUCAGAUAUAUGCUGGAUAACAUUAGUUCUCUGUUAAAGGUAUAGUUAACCCAAAAAUGAAAUUUCAUGUCGUUCCAAACCUGUAUAACUUACUUUCUUCGGUGGAACAUGAGAGAAGGUAUUUUGAGUGUAUAUCUAUACAAUGGAAGUCAAUGGUAACCAAAACGUUUAGGUUACCAACAUUCUUCAAAAUAUCUGCAG